Molecule: messenger RNA, 732 nt
Organism: Auxenochlorella protothecoides
Lineage: Eukaryota; Viridiplantae; Chlorophyta; Trebouxiophyceae; Chlorellales; Chlorellaceae
Product: putative oxidoreductase
Exons: 3
Coding region: 1-732 (243 amino acids)
Source: RefSeq, a predicted model, not a curated record
AUGGGGCUGGAGUUCGUGAGGCAGCUCCUGACAGAUGACGCCAAGGGCACCGUGUUCGCCACCUGCCGCUCCCCUGCAGCUGCCACAGACCUCCAGGCCCUGCAAAAGGAGCAUGGAGACCGCCUGCACGUCAUAAAAUUGGAUGCCACUGAUGAAUCUAGCAUCGAGGAGGCCGCCAAGGAGGUGUCCGCCGUGACUCCCUGCUUGAGUACUCUGAUAAACGUGGCGGGCGUGCUGCAGGACCAGGCAACAGGACUGAAACCGGAGCGCUCCCUGCGGGGCAUUUCGUCGGCCAAUCUGCAGCAGAGCUUUGCGGUGAACACCAUCGGACCCAUCCUGGUGGCCAGGACCUUCAUGCCCUUGCUGAGCCGCUUCGGCAAGGACAACGAGAUCCCCGCCAAGCUGGCUUUCCUUAGCGCCCGCGUGGGCUCCAUCUCCGACAACAAGCUGGGGGGCUGGUACUCGUACCGCGCCAGCAAGGCAGCCCUGAACCAGCUGGUGCGCUGCGCGGGGCUGGAGUCGGAGCGGAAGAAGAUGGGGGUGGCCUGCCUCCUCCUGCACCCGGGCACGGUGGACACCGACCUGUCGGCACCCUACCAGGGCAACAUCCGUGACGACAAGCUGUUCACCAGGGAGCGCGCCGUGCGCCAGCUGCUGGACAUCGUGAGGGGGGCGGGCAUGCAGGACAACGGCCGCUUCAUCGCCUGGGACAAGACCGAUAUCCCCUGGUAG